Seminavis robusta is the source of this 714-nucleotide messenger RNA. Lineage: Eukaryota; Bacillariophyta; Bacillariophyceae; Naviculales; Naviculaceae. The record is from the annotation of a GenBank genome assembly.
AUGGAAGAGAUUGGAUUCUUGUGGACAGGGGCUGAUAUGGACAGGAAGGACAGACAUUGGGUGGUAAUGUUUGAGGAAUUGAAGGAAUACAAGGCAACUCAUGGACACUGCAAAGUUCCUAUCAAAGAAGGCACUCUGGGUCGAUGGGUCAAAACACAACGCCGUAUGUACACUACUGGCAAUCUCAGGAGAGACAGACAGGAAAUGCUAGAAUCCGUUGGCUUUAUCUGGAGGUUGAAGAGUUUUAGUCCAAAGGAUAAUCCAGAGCAGAAAGCACUGUGGGAUUCUCAAUUUUCUGCACUUUCUAAGUUCAAGGAUGAACAUGGCCAUACACGUGUCCCAUGUCGAGGAUAUCUGGAAAACAGAGAACUUGGCAUUUGGGUCCACAAUCAGCGUCGGCGAAACAAAGAGGGCACCUUGCGACUUGACCGGAAAGGGAAACUUGACAAAAUUGGAUUCACAUGGGACUGUGAUGAGAUUUAUGAAGAAUCUUGGCUGGAAAACUAUGAGCAGCUGAAGCACUGUUACGCCAAGAAGCUUGCAAUGGGAAAGCCAAUUCGUUGGUGGGCAAAAAACCAAAGGACUUUUUGUGCAAAUGGUUCUCUUGAACCAGAGAGGAAAGCAUUGCUGGAUGAAAUUGGCUUUGAAUGGUGGGAACGGCCAGAAGCAGAGCACAUGGAUGAAGAUUAUGGAGACAAUGUAACCAAAACUUAG